Messenger RNA from Vitis vinifera (wine grape), 1175 nucleotides. RefSeq names its product agamous-like MADS-box protein AGL29. NCBI's taxonomy places the organism in Eukaryota, Viridiplantae, Streptophyta, Magnoliopsida, Vitales, Vitaceae. The transcript has a single exon. Bases 293 to 1009 code for a protein of 238 amino acids. Gene Ontology annotation, biological process: positive regulation of transcription by RNA polymerase II. The record is from RefSeq and is a predicted model, not a curated record. Gene Ontology annotation, molecular function: protein dimerization activity; RNA polymerase II cis-regulatory region sequence-specific DNA binding; DNA-binding transcription factor activity, RNA polymerase II-specific.
UGGAACAGCUGGCUUCUCGACGGAGUAAUGUCUCAUUUUGCCAAAUAGCUAAGCUUAUAAACAUCAUAGCUUCAUGGAGGGUAGAAAAAUUAUUUAGUUGGGUACAUUAUUCUUAAGAUUUUAUGUGUGGUAUUCUUUCUCCGUAGGGAGUUUGCUGAGUCUAAUGCUUCAAGAUCCAGAUGUGGAGUAAAGCUUAUCUAAGAAGUUCAAGUCCUAGGACAGGUUGAUAUGCAUAAUUUUCAUAAUAUGUACAUUAAUCUGAUAAGAUUUUUCUUGAAAUUAAUUUCCUGAAAUGUCAGACCUGGCCAAGUGGGAGUUAGAGAGCCCUAUAAGUAACUGUGGUUCGCCUCUGUGUGAAGGGAACCUAGCUUUCGAUUCUUCUUCUAGUCGUUUAGAAAUGGAGAGAAAGACGAAUGCGGGUCGCAAGAAGAUCGAGAUGAAGUUGAUUUCAGCAUCAGACGCUCGGCAAGUCACUUUCUCUAAGCGUCGAUCCGGGCUUUUCAAGAAGGCGAGUGAGCUUGCCACCUUGUGUGAUUCUGAAACUGCAGUCAUUGCCUUCUCCCCAGGUGGCAAGGCUUUCUCAUUUGGCCACCCCUCGGUCGAGGCGGUAAUAAACAGGUAUGACGGCCAAAGCCAGGCACUGGAUGCUGGUGAUCAGAGUGUUCAAACUGACAAUCUGCGUGAGCUCAUCCAACGAUACAAUGCUCUGCUUGAUCAACUGGAAGUCGAAAAAAAACGUGGGGAGGCCAUCAAGCGUAUGGGGAUGGAGAUGAAGGCAAAGACCUGGUUGCUUACACCGGUAGAGAACCUUAACCCCACUCAACUGCAGAUUUUAAAGGUUCUGAUGGAGGAUCUUAAAAAGAGAGUAUACCAGCAACGUGAGGAGCUCUCGAAGAAGGCUCGUACCCCAAGACCACUCCUGGAUCUAAACACAGUUGAACCUGAUGAUCCCUCUGCUUCUAACCCAACCAAGAAUAACUCCAUGGAGGGAGGAGGAGGUUCUGAGUGAAUUUUUUGGAAGAUUUUCACAUAGUUGUCCGCAGCCAUAUGUGAUCAGUUCUAUAUAUGUGAUAUGUUUGGAAAUAAAGGGCAUUAAGCUGAAAAUCCCAAUCUUGUUUUGUUUGAAUUGUUUCAAUGAUGAUGGUGAAUAAAAUGACUUUCCUCAUCCUUUGUUA